GACUGGUCCAGUUGUCAGCAUCAUCGUCGUCGUCGUCAUGCAAAAGAAAGCAAAAGACGAACCUUCUCGCGAGAAAGAAUGGAGAUGGAGUCGAGUCAUUCACGACGGGAUCGAUAACGGCAAAUAUCUAUCGCCUUCUGCGAGAAGAUAUUGUGUAUGAAAGACGUCCAAGCUAAUUUAUGUAGUAUAGAGGAAGAGGAUGUCUCCAUUCAUUCCCUCAACUGCCAAUUUCACAAGGUAUCACCUGCUCGUCCAAAUCCCUGGUGACCCUUAUUUGCUCUUAUUCUUGGGAGGGAUUGAAACGUUCCUGGGAGGGAGUAGUUGAGGUGGGAACUACUAAGGAGUACAAAUCAUGUCUGAUAAUACCCAUCGAAUGGAAAGAACCUACUCAAUCCGGAGCCUUUCAAGCAGAGGAGGUUCUGAGAUGAAUAGCAGUUAUUUGGUGGAAUCAGGAUUCUUCGUGUCAUCUUUCGCUGCUACUAUGUUCAUAGGUGCACUGGUAACGGUUGGGAUCUUGUUAAUCAGCUUGCUGAUUGGGUUAGCAGUGAUGUUGCAAUCUUGCGAAAGUAAAAAUUCGGGGGUUGUUCAAAGUCAUAAGUUGAUUGAUAAUCAUAGAAUUUGUGACAUACAUGCUCAGCAUGCAGAGCUCAAUGGCCUGAAAGCACAUAACUGUCCUCCCUUUUGCGGGGAUCUUGCAAAGCAAUACAUCAAAGGAGGUCUCUAUGCUAGAGAAUUAAAUAUCACGAAUGCAGUGAUUCAGAGUUAUCUCGGUGCUGUUACAGCAGUAGAUGGUGGUCUAGAUGUGGUUUUAAUGGAUGCAGAUGACAUUUUAUCGCUGCAUCCACUUAAUGUUGAUCUCUUCACAAACAGAUUUGCCAAUUUUGAUAGUGAGAGCUUUGAAGAGUCAAAUCAUUUAAAGCAAAAUUAUCUCCUUCAAUUGUAUACGAAGUUGCAAGCAGGUGGGUGGACUUUGGUUUUCUUCUCUCGAAAAUCACAAAGAGAACAGAAUGUUGCCAUGGAGAUCAUAUAUUCUGCAGGAUUCAGAAGUUGGUAUUCUUUGAUUAUGAGAUCCGACGAUGAACUGCAAAUUGAUAGCAGAACAUACUUUUCCAGGCGAAGGGAAGCAUUGGAAAAGGAUGGUUUCCGAAUCGCAGGCAUAAUUAGUAGCCACAUGGAUGCUUUAACCGGUCCUUUCUUUGGAAAGUUGAUAUUCAAGAUUCCAAACCCAAUUUGUUACCAGUAUUCUUCGGCACACUGACAUCCAAAAGAAGCAGAUUUGGUUUUGCUCCAUGGUGGAUGAUUGUUUCAAGUCGGUGAUGCGUUGAGCGUCAAUCCCGCUCAACUUAACCAUGCCCAAACUUUUAAUCAGCUCCAGAGUCUUUAUAUGGUGGGUGAUUGCUGAAGUGAUCAAAUUUAGUCUUCGCCACAUAUAAGGAGAGUGGAGCACCUAUCUUCUUCC
This is a messenger RNA of Rhodamnia argentea, 1459 nucleotides long. RefSeq lists its product as uncharacterized. The transcript has 5 exons. Bases 353 to 1258 code for a protein of 301 amino acids. NCBI's taxonomy places the organism in Eukaryota, Viridiplantae, Streptophyta, Magnoliopsida, Myrtales, Myrtaceae. The record is from RefSeq and is a predicted model, not a curated record.